AUGCAAUUCUUCACCACAGCCUUUGCAGCUCUCGUUGCAUCCUCCGCCCUCGCGGCGCCUUUACAGCUCAAGACUGAGAACGACAUCUCGAAUGAUAUCAACAAACGCAUCGCGCCCGUUGCAGCAGGUAUCUUUGGCGCUGCAGCCGGUAGCGCUACUGCAGCAGUCCUUACUGGCGCCACCAAAGGAACCGUUUCUGGAACUGUCAAGACGUUUGCCAACAAGCUCUUCGGGAACAACGAAAAGCGCGACGGUGGUGUCGACAUCGAUGGAUUGUAUCUCGUUCAACGCGAUGCACAGGAUGCAGAGGAUGGAGAGGAUGAAGCGACGUUGUAUAAUCUGCAGCAGUAG
Molecule: messenger RNA, 351 nt
Organism: Cercospora beticola
Lineage: Eukaryota; Fungi; Ascomycota; Dothideomycetes; Mycosphaerellales; Mycosphaerellaceae
Source: RefSeq, a predicted model, not a curated record